This is a messenger RNA of Brassica napus (rape), 546 nucleotides long. RefSeq lists its product as uncharacterized. Lineage: Eukaryota; Viridiplantae; Streptophyta; Magnoliopsida; Brassicales; Brassicaceae. The record is from RefSeq and is a predicted model, not a curated record. Bases 1 to 546 code for a protein of 181 amino acids. The transcript is spliced from 3 exons.
AUGAAGACGACACAAGCAUGGAAGAGGAAAGCGAUAGCCGAUAGCAAUAACGAAGGCUUAUGGAGUGUCGACGAAGAAGACGAUGACGUCGAGAGAUCUCCGACAAUUAACUAUUCAAACAUGAUAGAACCGGGGUGGGAUGUGGACAGUUACGAUGGUUACGAAUGCUACGACUCUGAUGACCGUAAAAGCUUCUCCUACGACGAGGAGUACGAAGAGUUCCGAGAAUUUAAGUUCCAGGCCUGGAAGAAUAAGGGUUUUGUAGAAGAAGAUCCAUUCAGGUCCAUCUUCCCCCUUACUGAUCUGGAACGACGUUUUAGAAACAUGACAACAAGGGAAUAUUUGGCGGAUAUUGCUUCCUUGUGUGUUAAGAAACUCAACGAGGAUGUGACUUACUUAGGGUACGUCUGUGGAAUUUGUAGUAUAGUGAGAGGCAAUCUAAAAGCAGGAGGUGGGUGGAAGCUGUACAUCACCUUUAUGGCUCGAGAGUAUCCGGAUGGUCCUCUUGUAGAGUAUCAAGGCCAUGGAUUUUGGAGGAGGCAGUGA